Parus major (Great Tit) is the source of this 6443-nucleotide messenger RNA. It is a transcript of the gene TNC, whose product is annotated as tenascin C. Bases 294 to 6398 code for a protein of 2034 amino acids. The transcript has 27 exons. NCBI's taxonomy places the organism in Eukaryota, Metazoa, Chordata, Aves, Passeriformes, Paridae. Gene Ontology annotation, molecular function: protein binding. The record is from RefSeq and is a predicted model, not a curated record.
GUCAAAGCUCGCUGCCUUGCGCUCGCACACACGGACAACGCAACUCCGCCGAGUUUUGACAGGACGGCAACAAAAGUCAGGAGCGCCGAGCUGGCUUUGAACAGCGUAUUUAUUUCAUGGAGGCUGCUCACAGCGGGAUCUAAGCUCUGCCAGAGUGGUUAAGAGAACAAACACACCAGGAAAGAAAAGGAUCUCCAGCUUGGUUUGGCCUGGCUCUCCAAUUUCUGCAGCAGAUUACAAAGGCCAGGCAGACCUAAGACUCUCUCGGCCUUGAAAGGGAACCAGGCACCACAAUGGGACUCCCCAGCCGGGUCUUGGCCUGUGCCAUCCUCGCUUUGCUGUCCCAGCACGUCACUGGGGGACUCAUCAAGAGAAUCAUCCGGCAGAAGAGGGAGGCUGGGCUGAACGUGACCUUGCCAGAGGACAACCAGCCUGUGGUGUUCAACCAUGUCUACAACAUUAAGCUGCCCGUUGGCUCCCUGUGUUCCGUGGACCUGGACACGGCCAGCGGCGACGCCGACCUGAAGGCGGAAAUUGAGCCCGUCAAGAAUUACGAGGAGCACACGGUGAAUGAGGGGAACCAGAUUGUCUUCACUCACAGGAUUAACAUUCCCCGCCGGGCUUGUGGCUGUGCAGCUGCCCCAGACAUUAAGGAUCUGCUGAGCAGACUAGAGGAGCUGGAGGGGCUGGUCUCCUCCCUGCGGGAGCAGUGCGCCAGCGGGGCUGGAUGCUGUCCUAAUUCCCAGGCAGUAGAAGGUCGCCUGGACACCACACCCUAUUGCAGCGGGCACGGCAACUACAGCAUCGAGAUCUGCGGCUGCGUCUGUGAGCCUGGCUGGAAGGGCCCCAACUGCAGCCAGGCCUCAUGUCCCUCCGACUGCAACGACCAGGGCAAGUGUGUGGACGGGCUGUGUGUGUGCUUCGAGGGCUACACGGGCCCGGACUGCAGCCAGGAGCUCUGCGGCCAGGGCUGCGGCCCCCACGGGCGCUGCGUGGGCGGGCAGUGCGUGUGCCACGAGGGCUUUGUGGGUGACGACUGCAGCGUGCCCCUGUGUCCCCACAACUGCCACGGCCGCGGGCGCUGCGUGGACAGCGAGUGCGUGUGCGACGAGGGCUACACCGGCGAGGACUGCAGCGAGCUCAUCUGCCCCAACGACUGCUUCGACCGCGGGCGCUGCGUGAACGGCACGUGCUUCUGCGAGGAGGGGUUCACCGGGGAGGACUGCGGGGAGCUCACCUGCCCCAACGACUGCCACGGCAACGGGCGCUGUGAGAACGGGCUGUGCGUGUGCCACGAGGGCUUUGUGGGUGACGACUGCAGCGACAGGAGGUGCCCCAAUGACUGCCACCACCGCGGGCGCUGCGUGGGCGGGCAGUGCGUGUGCCACGAGGGGUUCCUGGGCGAGGACUGCGGGGAGCUGCGGUGUCCCAACGACUGCAACAACCGCGGGCGCUGCGAGAACGGGCAGUGUGUGUGCCACGAGGGCUUCAUUGGUGAGGACUGUGGGGAGCUGCGCUGCCCCCACGACUGCCACAACCGUGGGCGCUGUGAGAACGGGCAGUGCGUGUGCCACGAGGGCUUCACCGGGGACGACUGCGGCCAGCUGCGGUGUCCCAAUGACUGCCACAGCCACGGGCUGUGCGUCAACGGGCAGUGCGUGUGCCACGAGGGCUACACGGGCGAGGACUGCGGGGAGCUGCGCUGCCCCCACGACUGCCACCACCGCGGGCGCUGCGUGGAGGGGCGCUGCGAGUGUGACAACGGCUUCACCGGGGAGCACUGCGGCGAGCUGGCCUGCCCCAACAACUGCCACGGGCGUGGGCGCUGCAUCGACGGGCGCUGCGUGUGCCACGAGGGAUUCGUGGGUGAGGACUGCCGGGAACGCUCCUGCCCCAACGACUGCAACAACGCCGGGCGCUGCGUGGAUGGGCGCUGUGUCUGCGAGGAUGGCUACAUAGGGGACGACUGCUCCGAUGUGUCUCCUCCAACUGAGCUGACUGUGACCAACGUGACGGAUAAAACUGUCAAUCUGGAGUGGAAGCACGAGAACCUCGUCAACGAGUACCUCAUCACCUACGUCCCCACCAGCAGUGGGGGCUUGGACAUGCAGUUCACUGUGCCAGGAAACCACACAGCUGCCACCAUCCACGAGCUGGAGCCAGGCGUGGAGUACUUUAUCCGUGUCUUUGCAAUCCUUAAAAACAAGAAGAGCAUUCCAGUCAGCGCCAGGGUGGCCACAUAUCUGCCUGCUCCAGAAGGUCUGAGAUUCAAAUCUGUUCGGGAAACAUCCGUCCAGGUGGAGUGGGACCCUCUGAACUUUUCUUUUGAUGGCUGGGAGCUGGUCUUCCAUAAUAUGAAAAAGGAUGAUAAUGGGGACAUAACCAGCAGCUUGAAAAGGCCAGAGACAUCCUACAUGCAGCCAGGUUUGGCACCUGGGCAACAGUACAAUGUGUCCAUCCACAUAGUGAAGAACAACACCAGAGGACCAGGACUGUCCAAAGUCAUCACCACAAAGCUCGAUGCCCCCAGCCAGGUGGAGGCCAAAGACAUCACCGACACCACGGCUCUCGUCACCUGGUCCAAACCCUUGGCUGAAGUUGAAGGUGUAGAGCUCACUUAUGGCCCCAAGGACAUUCCAGGGGACAGGACAACCAUUGACCUCUCUGAAGAUGAGAACCAAUAUUUCAUUGGCAACCUGAGGCCGCACACAGAGUAUGAGGUGACGCUCGUCUCUCGUCGAGGGGACAUGGAAAGCGACCCUGUGAAGGAAGUUUUUGUCACAGACCUGGAUGCUCCCAGGAACCUGAAGAGGGUGUCCCAGACUGACAACAGCAUCACCCUGGAGUGGAAGAACAGCCACGCCAAUGUCGAUAAUUACCGAAUUAAGUUUGCCCCCAUCUCUGGUGGGGACCACGUGGAGAUUGCGGUGCCCAAGGGCAGCCAGGCCACAACCAGAGCUACACUCACAGGUUUGAGGCCUGGAACUGAAUAUGGCAUUGGAGUGACAGCAGUGAGGAACGACAGGGAAAGUGCUCCUGCCACCAUCAACGCUGGCACUGAUCUUGAUAACCCCAAGGACCUGGAAGUCAGUGAGCCCACAGAGACCACCUUGUCCCUUCGCUGGAGAAGGCCGGUGGCCAAGUUCGACCGCUACCGCCUGGUUUACAGCGGAGCGUCGGGGAAGAAGAGCGAGGUGGAGAUCCCUGUGGACAGCACCUCCUUCCUGCUGCGGGGGCUGGAUCCAGGCACCGAGUACACCAUCAGCCUGCUGGCAGAGAAGGGCAGGCACAAAAGCAAACCCACCACUGUCAAGGGUUCCACGGAGGAGGAACCCGAGCUGGGAGCAUUUUCAGUAGCAGAGACUGGCUGGGAUGGUUUCCAGCUCACCUGGACAGCAGCUGAGGGUGCCUAUGAGAGCUUUGUCCUUCAGGUGCAGGAGCCUGGGCAGCCCGAAGAGACCAGGAAUGUCACAGUGCCGGGGGCCCUGAGCUCUGCCAAUGUCACCGGCCUCAAGGCCAACACUCCUUACACCAUCACCCUUCAGGGGGUCGCUCGGGGCUACAGGACCAAGCCCCUUUCUCUUGAGACCACCACAGGAGAGCAGCCCGGCGUUGCUGAGCUGAUGGUCUCCAAUGUUACCUCCGAAAGCUUCAACCUCUCCUGGACAGCCUCCAACGGGGAUUUUGACGUCUUUACCAUUGAAAUUAUUGAUUCUAACAGGUUGCUGGAGCCCAUGGAGUUCAACCUCUCAGGGGACUCAAGGACUGCUCAUAUCUCAGGGCUUUCUCCCAGCACUGAUUUCAUUGUCUACCUCUCCGGGAUCUCUGGCGGGUUCCGCACACAGGCAAUCAGUGCUGCAGCUACCACAGUACAGGAACUUCUCCUUAGCAAACUCAGUGUACCAAACGCUACCUCAGACAGCCUGUCACUCUCCUGGGAGGCACAGGACAAGGCCUUUGAGCAUUUUAUUCUGGAAGUCAGGAACUCUGACUUCCCCUUGGACUCCCUGGUGCUCACGGUGCCGGGGGACUCCCGGCACUCUGUAGUGACCAACCUCAAAGCUGCCACUAAUUACACAGUCCAGCUCCAUGGGGUAAUUGAUGGGCAAGGUGGGCAGACCUUGACAGCCAUGGCAACCACAGAGGCUGAGCCACAGCUGGGCACGCUCACCCUCACAAACGUUACCCCCGACAGCUUCAACCUGUCCUGGAGCAGCCGAGCCGGGCCCUUGGCCUCGUUCCUUUUCCCAAGCCGGGAUUCCCUGGAGGUGCCGGGGGGCUCCACUGCCCACCCUGCCCUUGGCACUCCCACCCCGGGCACCACCAGCACAGGGCUCCACACACAGCCCCUCGCUGCCCCUGGCUCCACAGAGGCCAUGCCCCCACUGGAAAACCUAACAGUGUCUGAUAUGAACCCCUAUGGGUUCACAGUGUCCUGGAUGGCAUCCGAGAAUGCCUUUGACAACUUUCUAGUAGUCGUGGUGGACUCUGGCAAGCUGCUGGACCCACAGGAGUUCCUCCUUUCGGGAGCCCAGAGAGAACUGAAGCUUAAAGGCCUAAUUACUGGCAUUGGCUAUGAGGUUUUGCUUUAUGGGUUUGCCAAGGGGCACCAAACAAAGCCCCUGAGCGCUCUGGCUGUUACAGAAGCAGAACCCGAGGUGGACAACCUUCUGGUUUCAGACGCGACUCCAGAUGGAUUCCGUCUCUCCUGGACUGCGGAUGACGGGGUUUUCAACAGUUUUGUUCUAAAAAUCAGGGACACCAAAAGGAAAUCUGACCCCCUGGAGCUGAUAGUGCCAGGCCAUGAGCGCACCCAGGAUAUCACAGGGCUGAAAGAGGGCACUGAAUAUGAGAUUGAGCUCUAUGGAAUUAGCAGUGGACAACGCUCCCAGCCCGUAAAUGCAGUAGCAUCCACAGUGGUUGGCUCUCCCAAGGGAAUUUCUUUCUCUGACAUCACGGAAAACGCUGCCACAGUCAGCUGGAUCCCCCCUCGCUCCCGCGUGGAAAACUUCCGCAUCUCCUACGUCCCCGUCACGGGAGGUACUCCAAAUGUUGUCACAGUCGAAGGGAGCAAGACAAGGACCAAGCUGGUGAAGUUGGUCCCAGGUGUGGACUACAAUGUCAGCAUCAUCUCUGUGAAAGGCUUUGAAGAAAGCGAGCCCAUCUCUGGCACCCUGAAAACAGCUCUGGACAGCCCAUCAGGCCUGGUAGUGGUGAACAUCACAGACUCUGAGGCUCUGGCAACCUGGCAGCCAGCAAUUGCUGCUGUGGAUAACUACGUGGUGUCCUACUCCUCUGAGGAAGAGCCAGAAGUGACCCAGAUGGUCUCGGGGAACACGGUGGAGUACGACCUGAAGGGUCUCCAGCCGGCCACCGAGUACACGCUGAGCAUCCACGCGCAGAAGGACGCGCAGAGGAGCGAGAGCCUCUCCACCCACUUCACCACAGGGCUGGAUGCUCCCAGGGAUUUGAGUGCUGCUGAGGUGCAGUCAGAAGCUGCUGUGAUAAACUGGAGGCCUCCCCGUGCUCCAGUCACUGGCUAUCUCCUCAUCUAUGAAUCCAUCGAUGGCAGCGUCAAGGAAGUCAUCCUAGACCCUGGGACAGGUUCCUACAGCCUGGCAGAGCUGAGCCCCUCCACGCAGUACACGGUGAAACUGCAGGCCCUGAGUGGGGCCCUGAGGAGCAAAAUGAUCCAGACCAUCUUCACCACCACUGGGCUCCUCUAUCCCUACCCCAAGGACUGCUCCCAGGCCCUGCUGAAUGGAGAAGCCACCUCUGGGCUCUACACAAUUUACCUGAACGGGGACAAGGCUCAGCCUCUGCAAGUGUUCUGUGACAUGGGCGAGGAUGGGGGCGGAUGGAUCGUGUUCCUGAGGCGUCAGAAUGGAAAGCAAGAUUUCUACAAGAACUGGAAUACUUAUGUGGCAGGGUUUGGAGAUCCUAAGGAUGAAUUCUGGAUAGGUCUGGAGAACCUGCACAAAAUCACAUCUCAGGGCCAGUACGAGCUGCGGGUGGAGCUGAGGGACAAGGGGGACGAGGCCUACGCGGUGUACGACCGCUUCAGCGUGGGCGACGCCAAGAGCCGCUACCGCCUGCGGGUGGACGGCUACAGCGGCACGGCGGGUGACUCCAUGACCUACCACAACGGGAGGUCCUUCUCCACCUUUGACAAGGACCACGACUCUGCCAUCACCAACUGUGCUCUGUCAUACAAAGGAGCUUUCUGGUACAAGAACUGUCACCGAGUCAACCUGAUGGGCAGAUAUGGUGACAACAGCCACAGUCAGGGCGUCAACUGGUUCCACUGGAAGGGCCACGAGUAUUCCAUCCAGUUUGCAGAGAUGAAGCUGAGACCCUCCAGCUUCCGCAACCUGGAGGGGCGGCGGAAGCGAGCGUAGAGCCCCGGGGGGCUGGGGAGGGGAUGGAGAGGGGAUGGAGAGGGG